Messenger RNA from Diaporthe citri, 1131 nucleotides. RefSeq lists its product as uncharacterized. NCBI's taxonomy places the organism in Eukaryota, Fungi, Ascomycota, Sordariomycetes, Diaporthales, Diaporthaceae. The coding region runs from base 1 to 1131 and encodes 376 amino acids. The record is from RefSeq and is a predicted model, not a curated record. The transcript is spliced from 5 exons.
AUGGCGUCGCAGUAUAACACCCACCCCUUGCCUGCGCCCCCGGGCCAGCAGCAGUCCAACUACUCUAAUCAGCAGCAACAACCACAAGUCCACUACCAACAGACGCAAUUGCAGCAGACUCAAUCCAACACUGCAAGACCGCGCCCCAGAUCCAGAGGAUUUAGUCUGCAGUCGGACAAGUCGCAGAAGAGCGACGGCAAGAAAGAGCACUUGGUCGAGAGCCACAACGAAAAAGAGCGCCAACGACUGCACAGCAAGGCUGAUCCCACCAUGGCUAUGAACGAGGCGGAGCCUUCUGCUAUUGCUGCACAUGCCACAAACAACCUGCAGAGCCUACGCGGGCUCCAACACAAGGACCAUUCCGGAAAUGUCAUAACCGAUCCUGACCUGUCCAAUCCAACGCGAUGGCGAGAGGAGCGACCUUUGGACACUAUUCGUGCAUUCGAGGCCGCCAUUGAAGGCAGCUACAGGAACUCGAUGAUCAACUCAGGAGACAACGAGUCCGUGAUGACUUUCAACCCAAGGAACAGCUACUAUGGCGGUGGCAGUAAUGGCCGUUACCAACACGACAGCUACUACGGCAACAGCCGGCCUCAGUCAACCUUCAGGCCUGAAAGUGGUGCACCCCGAGACGGUUACCAAGAUCAGUACCGAUGGGGCCCUCCGGACCGGAGAAGGCAACCUCCACGCAUGGGUCCCGGCCCUGGCCCUGAACAACAGUAUCGAAAUAGACAGAACGGCGCGAACAUGUAUGGGGCGGGCAACAACCAGCGAUCCUAUGAAACCGUCGCGUCGGGCUCGGGGACUUCGGCAGAGCCAGCAGGGUACCAGACGGACCCGACAAGCUCAGACAACAGCUCCAUCGAGCGCCAGCAGCCGCGGCGCCAGCCAGAACCCAUCAAUGACUAUGGAAUUGGCUUCAGCCAGACACCGGAGUAUCAAACAUCAUCUUUCACUGUAGCCAGCCCUGGCUCUGCUCAGUAUGGGUACCAGAAUGACGGAGGACCACCCUCAGUGCCAAGGAAGGACGGCGCUAUCCUCAGGAAACCGACGACCCAGGAGUCACAACAACGGCCAGACACGGGCGAGAAGCGAAAGAGCUGGUUCAAGCGCCUAAGCAAGGGCUUCUAG